This is a messenger RNA of Plasmopara halstedii, 2163 nucleotides long. Its product is annotated as heat shock protein 75 mitochondrial precursor. Lineage: Eukaryota; Oomycota; Peronosporomycetes; Peronosporales; Peronosporaceae. Gene Ontology annotation, biological process: protein folding. The record is from RefSeq and is a predicted model, not a curated record. Gene Ontology annotation, molecular function: protein kinase binding; ATP binding; ATP hydrolysis activity. The transcript is spliced from 8 exons. The coding region runs from base 1 to 2163 and encodes 720 amino acids. Gene Ontology annotation, cellular component: mitochondrial inner membrane.
AUGUGCUGCGAAAAAUACUGUCUGUGUGAAUAUCGAACUUUAACACAUAUAAAUUGUUCAGCAGAAAAAGUCGACCUUUACCUUUUCGACAAAAUGAUGCGAUCAGCAAUGUAUCACGUAUCUCGUCGCGCGGGAGCCUCAAUUACAAUCAGUGGACGACGUGGCGUCUUCAAAAGAUCAGUUGAUCUUCGUGAGUGUGUCGCUCAUGCGCGUGUUUUGCAGCACACUGCCAGCCUUGUGCCGACCAGUCUGCACUUCAGCGCCUGCUUCAGUACAAGUGCCGCGGACGACACAGCAGCUCAACGUCACGAGUUUCAAGCUGAAACACGUCAGCUUCUGGACAUUGUAACUCACUCCAUCUACACGGACAAGGAAGUUUUUAUCCGCGAGCUAAUUUCCAAUGCAUCUGAUGCAUUGGAAAAGCUGCGUCACUUGCAGUCAACUGGAGCAUCUAUUCAAGACGCCGAGAUUGAGCCUAAGAUUGUAAUCACCACAGACGAAAAGGCUGGCACGCUUGUCAUUGAAGAUACCGGUCUAGGCAUGUCAAAGGAGGAGAUGAUUGAAAAUCUGGGUACAAUCGCGCGCUCGGGAUCAAAGGCAUUUUUAGAGCAGUUGAAAGAGAGCACCUCCGUCGAGUCCGGUGAUGCACUUGGUGGAAUAAUUGGUAAGUUUGGCGUUGGUUUCUACUCCGCUUUCAUGGUCGCCGAUAAAGUGGAGGUGUUCUCGAAGUCGGCAAUCUCUGGCCGAAAGAGCCACGUCUGGCGCUCUGAUGGCAGCGGAUCGUAUGAAGUUGCCGAGGCAAACGAUGUAGAGCGAGGCAGCAAAAUUGUGCUUCACCUGAAGGACUCAUGCAAAGAGUUUGGCACCAGAACUAAGGUGGAGUCUAUCAUCCGCCGCUACUCAAAUUUCGUGUCAUUCCCAAUUGUUCUGGAUGGCGAGACAGUAAACACGGUACAGGCCCUUUGGACUAAGAGCGAAAGCGAUGUCACAGAAGAGGAGUAUGCUGAGUUCUAUAAAUUUAUUGCCAACGCAUUUGAUGAGCCAACAUACCGCAUUAUCUUCAAGGCAGAUGCUCCUAUCGAGCUCAAGACUCUCUUUUUCAUCGGAUCUUCUCACACUGAAAAAUUUGGUUAUGCGCGCCUGGAGCCCGGCGUGAGCUUGUAUUCGCGUAAGGUUCUUAUUGAGCGCAAUUCACCCGAUAUUUUGCCAGACUGGAUGCGAUUCGUGCGAGGUGUCGUUGACAGUGAAGACCUCCCGCUCAGUCUUUCACGAGAGAAAAUGCAGGACAGUCGUUUAAUCCAUAAGAUUCGCGAUGUUUUGACAAGAAAGAUUAUUCGCUAUCUGGAGCGUGAGUCCACUAAAGAACCCGAAAAGUUCGAGAACUUUUUUAAAGAGUUUGGACAAUUUAUCAAAGAGGGAAUUUGCACGGACUUUGUAAAUAAGGAAUCUUUAGCGAAACUUUUGCGCUAUGAGUCUAGCCACGUUGAUGGUGGCAAGUUGACGACCCUCGAUGAGUACGUGUCGCGCUGCCCACCGGACCAAAACGAAAUCUACUACUUGUGUGCACCAACUCGGGCCAUUGCCGAAACUUCACCGUACUUCGAAGUGUUUAAGAAAAUGAAUAAGGAAGUGUUGUUUGUGUAUAGCCCCAUUGAUGACUUCGUCAUGACGAAUAUUGCUGAGUUCAACGGACGCAAAGUGACUUCUGCAGAGCACGCCAAGGUUGAUGUUGACGCUGCGGAUAGUGGAGUCGGAAAGAAGCUGUCAAAGGAUGAGCAGGAUUCCUUUGGUGCCUGGUUGAAGGUGACGCUGGAGGCAGAUGUAAAGGAGAUCAAGUUUACCUCUAGAUUGACUGACUCACCAGCCAUUAUCGUAGACCACGAGUCAGCUUCAAUUCGCAGGAUGAUGCAGAUGGUGAACGACCGAGCAGGCCAAAAUACGAACAGUCUUUCUAAGAAUAUCAUGGAAUUGAAUCCGAAUCAUAGCAUAAUCGUAGACUUGAAUGCAUUGCGAGAUGUCGACGAUGCGCUCGCGAAAAAAGUAGCUCGCCAGAUCUAUGUCAAUGCGACAGUAGCUGCUGGUCUCGUGGAGGACGGUCGCUCCAUUCUCAGUGGUCUGAACGAUAUACUUGCCGAGCUUUUAGAGAAAAGUUUGCAUAAGUAG